AUGAGUUUCAGUUUGGAACAAAUAGUUGGAUUCAAAGUUAAGGUUACCAAUGUGUUAGAUACAGUAACACAGGGCAAGAUAUAUUCAUAUGAUUCCGGGAAUAAUACAUUGACGCUUGUGAGUUCUAAGAGAAACCAGACUCCUACUUUUAAAAUUAUCAAGACAUCAUUUAUUAAGAGUUUGGAAGUUGUUGGGGAACGACCUGCCAGUCCUGGGUUUAAAAGAGAUCCGAUCAAGCCUAGCCAUGUUCAUAUCAAUAGAGUGACAGAGAACCUAAAGGUUAAGAUAGCAGAGUGCAAGAAAAAAGAACUUCUUAUAGGUAAGGGAGCUUCGCAUGAGGGCCAAGUGGUAUUUGAAAGCAUACAUAAGACCAUCCCUGACACUAGGUGGCAUGGAAAGUCCAUUAUUGUUCUAGACGAAUUAGAAGUUGUGCCACCGUAUACUUUAGCAGAUGUUAAAUGCAUGAAUAAUCCGGAGGUCAAUUCCAAGGAAUUAGUUGUAAAGAUUGUGGAGGGGGCGUGGAAGAAGCUAGAACUACAAAAGAAGGGUGGUUGA
Molecule: messenger RNA, 555 nt
Organism: Eremothecium cymbalariae DBVPG#7215
Lineage: Eukaryota; Fungi; Ascomycota; Saccharomycetes; Saccharomycetales; Saccharomycetaceae
Gene: LSM12
Product: Lsm12p
Exons: 1
Coding region: 1-555 (184 amino acids)
Source: RefSeq, a predicted model, not a curated record